This is a messenger RNA of Sphaeroforma arctica JP610, 3321 nucleotides long. RefSeq lists its product as hypothetical. The transcript has 6 exons. Gene Ontology annotation, biological process: cellular response to ionizing radiation; DNA replication checkpoint signaling; mitotic intra-S DNA damage checkpoint signaling. Gene Ontology annotation, cellular component: checkpoint clamp complex. The record is from RefSeq and is a predicted model, not a curated record. Lineage: Eukaryota; Ichthyosporea; Ichthyophonida. The coding region runs from base 434 to 3313 and encodes 959 amino acids.
GGGCUACUAUUGACUUUCGUGUGGGAAAUACAGGCGUAUACUCACAUACAAGACGUCCGUGUUUGGUAUCUGGGUAGUAGUGGGCCUUUUAAAUACGCGCAGACUAUUCACAGCAUAUCACACGUAAGCUCCUGGUAUAAGCGUCAGGUCAUACACUCGUAUCACUUGUUGUUCAUAUUGCACGACAUAGAGCGACGUCCGAUAUGAGUGCACUGAUAAUCUCUGAACUAUAUUGUGCACGCAAUGCUGUGCUGUUUCGCGAGAUUAUCUAAAGUGACGCUUGUAGAGCAGUUGUACCUCUUCAAAUAGCUUUCCCACAUCCGCUGAACAACCAAAGCGGAUCGCCUUGGCUGUGAUACGCAAGCUACCAGCAUUGCGAGGCUUUGGCUCUGGGCAUUAAGCAAAGUCGUCGUAUGGCAGCUAUACUACCAAGAUGAAGUGUUGUAUUGGCUACGAUAAUCUGAAAGAUUUCGGGAAGGCUCUCGCGUGCCUAGGACGCAUUGCAGACACGAUUGCUUUCGAGUUCUACACAAAGAGCAUACUUGUUUACUGCGUCAGUGCAAGUCAGAACGCUGUUGCAAAGUUCACUUUCGAAUCAGAUUUCUUCGAUAUUUUUACUAUCGAGGAAGAGGAAGUCGAAGAUUGUGUCCUGCGGUGUAAAAUUCUAUCAAAGACAUUGACGUCGAUUGUACGUAGUUUGGUGCUGGGUGACAAGACAAUCGAGACAUGCACGAUUCGACUCUCACUGGAGGACCCGGUACUCAUUUUUGAAUUAGGAUGUCGAUAUGGAAUGACCCGACUGUAUAAAUUCAACUAUGAGGAUGUAUAUCCACUCAAGGUCAGCAGCUACAAGGCAACUGCCAGCAGCACGAUCACCGUCGAUGCUAAUAUCAUGAGCGAAGGUAUUGGGAACUUCCCUGCAAAUCUCACCGAGGUGUCCUUCGUGGUAAAUCGACAGCGGUUACGAGUGAAGAGCUUUUUCGACUCCACAGAUAGUGUGAAAACUAGUUCAAACAUGCUCCAGACCGAAUUUGCGCUAGCAAAGUCCGAAUUCGAGUUGUACCAGGUAGCAAGGCCGACUACUGUGACGUUCUGCUUGAAGGAAGUGAGGGCAAUUCUACAGUACUGCAGUGUAUACAGGCAACUGCUAACCAUAUACUUCGACGGGGCGGGAAGACCAAUCACAUUCGUGUAUGAGGAUGGCAAUCAUGUGCAAACAGAAUUUGUGCUUUCCACACUGCAAAUGGAUGACGAUGAAGCAGAAGUUAACGCAUCCCCGACCGGCGACCGUGUCCCGACAUCUUCGGAGUCUAAUAUUCUGCAGUCGAAUACAAAUUCUUCUAACGAUGAUAUUUCCGAAGUACCAGACAGCAGUAGGGGUCGUGUAAAUAGCCCCCCGCAACAAAUUUAUCGCAGCGCAGAAGGGAGAAGACAUAGUGAACGCGAGGAACUCCGAAAGAUGAAAGGAGAUCGUAACGAAAAAAGAAGACAGCAGCAGGAAUUGUCGAGGAGAGAACAUAGCCAGGGUAACGAAGGAGGAGAGGGAGAUAUGCACGCUGGACGUGAGCCCAUUUCUGCUGGACAUGGCAUGUCCCAAUAUAAUCCACAGGUGCAGAAACAAGCGGAUGCACACAGGCAGGUUAGUACUGCAUGUGCAGAUUUCAACAUGGAAAGGUCCGGGGAUAGAGCCAAGCUACAGAGGCAAUACGGAGACCUGCGGCUUAGCAGGACUUCGGCUCCUAAGAAAAAUAGGGACGCCAGUCACGAAGGGCAGGGCAAUAGUAGCGGUAUUAUGCAAAUACCUUCCGAUGCGCCAGAAAGCACGCGCGCGCGCGCACGCACACCAGAACAAAUAGUCGGAGGAGGUGACUUGUCCGACCAUGAUCUAUCCCCCUCAAGCUCGUACACAAUGGAUGAUUACAUGACGCGUGCGUACAAGAAUAGUCAGAGCUCGCUCGCAGCUCAUUAUCCGGGGUAUCCAGGGCUGUCUGCGUCCCGGUCCCAGGAGCUCGAUGUCGGCGGGUCAGGGUUCACUAUCGCCCCAGGGGUGACACCGAACGUGCAAGGAAAUCUGGUGAGUGCCGAUUGUGAUAAGAGGGAUACGGGAAGGAUAUACACGACCAUGAAUAUGGAGGAGGAGGGAAUGAGAAAGGAAACUGACGUCGACCAAAGACGCAUGUAUGGAGCCAAUACAGCUCGCAGUUAUACAGCACAUACAGAAGCAAGCGCACAGAUAAAUACAAGUGACACCAGCAAAGUAAUAGGAAACCAGGACGUGACUACUAAGAACAGUAAUGCCCAAGAGGGCAGAAGUUUUGCCACGCCAAUGCCAAUUCAACGCACAGGAUCUGCAUCUGGCCAGCGUGUGGGUGCAGGCGCGGCGAUAGAUGGCAGGUACGAACGUGGAGGACGCACGAUAAGUGCGGGCGUCGGCGUGGAUCCGGGCGGUGGCAGUGUAGCCAAUACUGCAGCACAGGCGGGCAAAGCCGGUCAUAUGGACGGAGUGGGGACGCAUACAUCAACGUCCGCACACGGAAAUGCUCAGGAAUUUCAGUAUUCACAUCAAAGUGAUGCAUCCCUGUCGCCAACACACGGAGGAAACAUAUCCGUUGCCUUGGGAGCAUCCCCAUCAUCACUCAUAUUCGCUAGUGGCACGUCACAUGAUGUAGGAAUGCCGUCUGUUGGUCUUUCUGGAGGGUCUUUACAAAAGGUCUCUGGCGGUGUGACGCCGAGCGACCACUCUUUUCAGCGUGCUUUCCCACUAUCAACAAAUAAUUCGAUGGGUCAAGCUGCGCAUUCUGGUCGGUUACAGACUGAAGCGCCACCAAGCAUAGCUGCGCAUCUGUCUCGACAGCAGGGUGCGGGCAGUGGUUCCAGUGACCCGUAUGCACUGCUGGGUCCGAUGGAGGACUCCGCGAGUGUCGGCAGUGGUGCACAUGGCAGUGAUCAUUCCAGCAAAACUGAAUCCAGUUCAAGUUUAGCACCUACGACGCAAUUACUGAGCGGGCGCAAUUUAGACGGGAGUUUGAUCAGAAAUGCGGCGGAUUUGCAAACCGGUAUGAGGGUGGAGGCCGAUGUCCACAGGGGUACAAAUAUGCAAAACACGUCAGUUGUCGCUAAUAUGCCACAGGGACAACAGCAGGAACAGCAAGAAUGGUCAACUUCGAGAGGUGUUGAUGCUGGGCUGGACAACGAUGAUGAGCGCAUUACUGAAACCCCUCCUGAAUCGCCAGAACCUGAGGAACGAUUACAUAAGAGAAUUAAAUUCAAGAAGCGCGCAUUCAAAGUUCGUCGUAGCACUGCAGGAGAAUAAAUAAGUUC